Callithrix jacchus (white-tufted-ear marmoset) is the source of this 3365-nucleotide messenger RNA. RefSeq names its product cartilage acidic protein 1 (gene CRTAC1). Gene Ontology annotation, molecular function: calcium ion binding. The record is from RefSeq and is a predicted model, not a curated record. NCBI's taxonomy places the organism in Eukaryota, Metazoa, Chordata, Mammalia, Primates, Cebidae. Gene Ontology annotation, biological process: axonal fasciculation.
UGCCGGCUGCUGCCACCGCAAUCCCGGCUCCUAAAUCAGCGCGGGGAGGCGCUCCCUCCCCACACCCGGCUCCCGGGGUUGCCGGGCUGCGAUUGGCUGCGCGGGCGCCCCCCACCCCGGGCCCCUGGCUCCAGCUGCCGCGCCAUUGGCUGCGGCCCUCCGCCAGCCUUUACAUAAGCCCGGGCGCGCUCGAGUGGAGUUGUAUAAAGCCAGCGCGCGGCGUCGGGGCGGGAGGCUCGAGGCCAGCCCGGGACCCGGGCUGGAAGCUAGCAGGCGGCGGCGGCGCCGGCGGCUGAGGCGGCAGCGAGCGCCCGCUUCCCACGCCCCCAGGCGGCGGGGCCGAGAGCCGGAGGAUGGCUCCGAGCGCUGACCCCGGCAUGUCCAGGAUGUUGCUGUUCCUGCUGCCGCUCUGGUUUCUGACCCUCACUGAGGGGUCCCAGCGGGCUGAACCCAUGUUCACUGCAGUUACCAACUCCGUUCUGCCCCCUGACUAUGACAGCAACCCCACCCAGCUCAACUAUGGUGUGGCAGUUACUGAUGUGGACCAUGAUGGGGACUUUGAGAUCGUUGUGGCGGGGUACAAUGGCCCCAACCUGGUUCUGAAGUAUGACCGGGCUCAGAAGCGGCUGGUGAACAUUGCGGUCGACGAGCGCAGCUCACCCUACUACGCCCUGCGGGACCGGCAGGGGAACGCCAUCGGGGUCACGGCCUGCGACAUCGACGGGGACGGCCGGGAGGAAAUCUACUUCCUCAACACCAAUAACGCCUUCUCUGGGGUGGCCACGUACACCGACAAGUUGUUCAAGUUCCGCAAUAACCGGUGGGAAGACAUCCUGAACGAUGAGGUCAACGUGGCCCGUGGUGUGGCCAGCCUCUUUGCCGGACGCUCUGUGGCCUGUGUAGACAGAAAGGGCUCUGGACGCUACUCCAUCUACAUUGCCAAUUAUGCCUAUGGUAAUGUGGGCCCUGAUGCCCUCAUUGAAAUGGACCCUGAGGCCAGUGACCUCUCCCGGGGCAUUCUGGCACUCAGAGAUGUGGCUGCUGAGGCUGGCGUCAGCAAAUAUACAGGGGGCCGAGGCGUCAGCGUGGGCCCCAUACUCAGCAGCAGUGCCUCGGAUAUCUUCUGCGACAACGAGAAUGGGCCUAACUUCCUUUUCCACAACCGGGGCGAUGGCACCUUUGUGGAUGCUGCAGCCAGUGCUGGUGUGGAUGACCCCCACCAGCACGGGCGAGGCGUCGCCCUGGCUGACUUCAACCGCGAUGGCAAAGUGGACAUUGUCUAUGGCAACUGGAAUGGCCCCCACCGCCUCUACCUGCAGAUGAGCGCCCACGGGAAGGUCCGCUUUCGGGACAUCGCCUCGCCCAAGUUCUCCAUGCCCUCCCCUGUCCGCACAGUCCUGACCGCCGACUUUGACAAUGACCAGGAGCUAGAGAUCUUCUUCAACAACAUCGCUUACCGCAGCUCCUCGGCCAACCGCCUCUUCCGCGUCAUCCGCAGGGAGCAUGGAGACCCCCUCAUCGAGGAGCUCAAUCCCGGCGAUGCCUUGGAGCCUGAGGGCCGGGGCACAGGGGGUGUGGUGACCGAUUUCGACGGAGACGGGAUGCUGGACCUCAUCUUGUCCCACGGAGAGUCCAUGGCUCAGCCGCUGUCCGUCUUCCGAGGCAAUCAGGGCUUCAACAACAACUGGCUGCGAGUGGUGCCACGCACCCGGUUUGGGGCCUUUGCCAGGGGGGCUAAGGUCGUGCUCUACACCAAGAAGAGCGGGGCCCACCUGAGGAUCAUCGACGGGGGCUCAGGCUACCUGUGCGAGAUGGAGCCCGUGGCACACUUUGGCCUGGGGAAAGAUGAAGCCAGCAGUGUGGAGGUGACGUGGCCAGAUGGCAAGAUGGUGAGCCGGAACGUGGCCAGCGGGGAGAUGAACUCGGUGCUGGAGAUCCCCUACCCCCGGGAUGAGGACACACUUCAGGACCCAGCCCCCCUGGAGUGCGGUCAAGGAUUCUCCCAGCAGGAAAAUGGCCAUUGCAUGGACACCAAUGAAUGCAUCCAGUUUCCAUUUGUGUGCCCUCGAGACAAGCCCGUAUGUGUCAACACCUAUGGAAGCUACAGGUGCCGGACCAACAAGAGGUGCAGUCGGGGCUAUGAGCCCAACGAGGAUGGCACGGCCUGUGUGGUAGAUUCUGCUGCGUGCUCCCUCUGAAUGGACAGCAGGGGUGCCCAUCUUUGAAAAGGGAAAGUUGGGAGAUACUGACGCAACCUUAGUUGUUUAUGAAGCCUUUCUUUGCAUGUUUUCUGAGAAAACAGAAAAGGAAAGUCUCCCCAACACCCCAUCCAGCCUCCCUCACUCCUUCAGAAGAAUCAAGAUAGUCUUGUAUCCUCCAGUGUCUCGUGAGGUCCUUAUUUUGCCCUUAACAAGGAUGGCUCCAGGUGGUUGCUUGCUGGUUGAUCCAAUGAUGUACCAUGUGCCUGCUGGUUUGGCCUAUGCUGUUUCUGCUUUUUGCCCCAGUCUUCCUGUGCUGGAGAAAGCCUUAUUGGUGUUGGUGGUGGUGAUGGGUGGGAAAAGGGUGGUCCUUUGGGACUCUUGAUAAAAAUGUUAUCAUUUGAACUUGCUAAACCUUCCAGCCUCUUUUCUGGAGAAAGUUUAUGCCAAUAAACUGCUAGAUAUUAGUGCCAAGCUGGUGGUGAAAAAAGGGGUUUGGGGCAAGUAGAACUGAUUGGAAUGCUAAAUUAGCAGCAGGCCUUGCAUCAUGGGAUGCUUCGACAGCCGAUCAUCACACAAGCAGGAAUCACACCAGGCACCAGCAGGGGUUUGGUUGUGUACAACAGUGUUCACAUUUCAGGGACCAGGGUUUGGGCCAAGUGAAGGAUGUGUGAUGAGUGAGGGGCAGAAAUGGAGUGUGCACUCUGGGCCUUUUACCUGCAGGAAGUCACUUCUCCAUGCUGGGCCUCAGUUUCCUUAAUGUAGAUGACAAGAGAGUUGGGCUGGUGUAUCCCUAAGGGGCCUUUCCUUUCCAAGACUCCUCACUGUCUGGCUGGACAUAGGCAUGGCUCAUCUCAAGUUACUCUGAUUUCUAGAAAGAACCUUGCUACUUGGUCUCUGCAAUCUGCUUAGAAAAUGGAGUGUUCCUGUAGCCAGAACACCCUUUGGGGAUGAUGUAACGCCGUAGAAUAUGCUCACAGCCAGCCUCAGUAGUGAGGGCUUGUUAUAAAACAUAGAUCUAUUCUUCAUGGGGAGAAGAGUCAUCCCAGAAUAUAAUAAAAUCACACUUAAGAAUGCAGCAACCCUUUUAAAAACAUAUUUAACAAAAAAAAGGCCUACCAUUUUCUGAUCUCAUAGUAACACUCCUAAUAAAUCACAAAAUAUGAA